Boleophthalmus pectinirostris (great blue-spotted mudskipper) is the source of this 3534-nucleotide messenger RNA. RefSeq names its product glucuronokinase with putative uridyl pyrophosphorylase (gene gkup). NCBI's taxonomy places the organism in Eukaryota, Metazoa, Chordata, Actinopteri, Gobiiformes, Gobiidae. Gene Ontology annotation, biological process: biosynthetic process. The coding region runs from base 223 to 2085 and encodes 620 amino acids. The transcript has 23 exons. The record is from RefSeq and is a predicted model, not a curated record. Gene Ontology annotation, molecular function: ATP binding; glucuronokinase activity.
UAAGUAUGGUUAUCUCUCUAAGUCCAUACGCGUGUUGGGUAUAUGAAUGAAAAUGAUCGACCCUUUUACUUUUGCAUUUAAUUUUGAAGGCUGAGACCGGAAGUAUUUUAUCAAGACAUUGGUAGAAGACAACAUUUUUAGCUUUUCCCGUUCUGCAAAAGCGAAAUCGCGAAAACUACAUAACCAAUUUAUUAAUAUAUGUAAGUAACUUAGGUGUGCACCAUGAUCUGCAUUCUGCUGGUAGCUGGUCACGGCACGGUUUUACAGACACAAAUCAAGAACGAUGACACUGGUUUGUACAGUCACCUGGCUGGAGUGCCCAAGGCCUUACUGCCAGGGAUCGGUGGGAAAAAGAUCCUUGACUUCUGGUGGGAAACUGUCAACAUGCGCCAACUGUUUACCGAAGUCUAUCUUGUUACAAAUGCAGACAAAUACAAGCAUUAUGAGCGCUGGGCCACAGCUAAUGACUUUCCUGUAGAAAAUGUUAUAAAUGAUGGCAGUACAACUCUAGAGGACCGCCUUGGUGCAGUGGCUGAUCUGGAGCUGGCCAUACGCAGCCGAAAACUACAAGAUGAUAUCAUGGUGAUUGCAGGAGACAUGCUUUGUGCAGAUCAAAACUUUGACAUUGCUCAAGUAAUCCGAUUCUUCAGGUCAAAGCCUGGAGAACUGAUGAUUUACUAUGAACUGGAGGAGGGUGAGAAAAGCAGCUCUAGAGGCAUUGUGGAGGUCUGUCCUGACACCAAUAAAAUAACACGUUUUUUGGAGAAGCCUGCAGAGGGAUUAACCACAUCCCGAUUGGCCAGUGUGGUAUUUUAUUGUCUCCAAAAAGACACUCUCUCUUAUCUGUCUGACUUCCUCUGUCUGCAGCCUCAAGCCACCGACAGAACCUUUGGACAGUUUUGGGAGUGGCUUAUAAAUGAAAAGAAACAGGAUGUAUUUGGAAUGAAGCUGCCCACAGGUUUUCAGCUAAUUGGACAAGUGGGAUUGUCAGACUACACCAAAUGGCUGACACACUACUCCACUAAGCAACAAGACAAUCCUGCCAAGCCAAUUACAUGCAGGUCAUAUGCAAGGGUUGGAUUAAUGGGGAAUCCUUCAGACGGCUUCAAUGGGAAAACUAUUGCAAUGACCAUUUCUAAUUUCUGGGCGGAGGUUACAUUGACAGAGAGCCAGAGUUUGGUCUUGGUUCCUCACCCACUCAAUGACCCCACUGAGUUUGGCAGUUUGCAGGAUCUCUUCUGCAUCAGCAGGAAGGAAGGCUAUCUAGGAGGUCUAAGGCUUUUACAGGCAACUUGUAAGAAGUUUUAUCAGUUUUGCUCCAAACAGGGCAUUGCUUUGACAAAACAGAACUUUACAUUGAAAUAUGACACAAAUAUUCCUCGGCAAGUGGGCCUUGCUGGAAGCAGUGCCAUUGUAUCGGCUACUCUCAAGUGCCUCAUGAAAUUUUACAACAUUACAGACGAUGACUUGCCAAAACCAAUCAGAGCUAAUUUCAUCCUGAAUGUGGAGACAGACGAGCUCUUCAUCACAGCUGGUCUACAGGACAGAGUGGUACAGGUUUAUGAAGGUUUGGUUUACAUGGAUUUCAGCAAAAAGCUCAUGGAUGAACAGGGCUAUGGUAACUAUAUUUGUAUGGACAUGAAGGACCUGCCCCCAUUCUGGUUGGCUUAUCUCAGUGACCCCAGUGACUCUGGGAGGAUCCACAGUAAUAUCAGGCAACGCUGGCUCGGUGGAGAGCCUCUGGUGGUUGAGGCAAUGAAAACUUUUGCUGAUUUGACAGAUCAAGCAAGGACUGCUCUAGAAACAAAAGACUGGAGUCGCAUGGCUCAAUUAAUGGAUCAAAACUUUGAACUAAGAAGGACUGUCUACACUGAUGGCUGUCUGGGUCCUGGAAAUCUCAAAAUGGUGGAAUUAGCGCGGCAGUUUGGCUCUGCUGUGAAGUUACCGGGCAGCGGAGGAGCCGUAGUUGGGUUGUGUUUGGACCAAACAAAACAGAUGGAGAUGAGACAAGCUUUUCAGGAGGCUGGCUGUGUCUUCUGUGUCAUUGCUCCGUACAACCCCUCUGUGUGCAUGAGCCCACUUUAAACAUUCACUCAACAGCUUCAUAGGGUCCAGAGAUAGAACAUUUCAUUGAGAUUAUCAUGACAGUAAGAACAAGGUGGUAAAUAUAUUUUAAAACUUUUUUUUUUUAACCGUAGUUUAUGUGAAUGGAAAAUCCUGAAAAUUAUUUGAAAUAAUAUUAACAAUGGUUCAUAAAUUUCAGUUAUCAGAGGCAGAGAAAAAAAUAUGUUGAAGUUAUAUUUCUGUAAACAUAUAUAUUUUUUAAAUUUAUGAAAAAUAGUAUACAACUGUAAUAAGACCAAAAUAAUGCAUUAUCGUGCUCUAACACUAAAUGUCAAUAUAUAUAAUAUAUAAGAUUAUGUAAUUGUAAAUUUUUAUCAUUGUAAUGAAGAAUAUUUUGUAAAGCCUUACAUAGCCUAAUGUUGCGACCAUCUGAAAGAGUCUUGGGUGCCAGUGUAGAAAACAGAAGAAACCUGUUAAAUUAAACACAAUAGACUUAGACCAAAUUUUUGCUAAAUUCAGUAAAAUUUGCUGUAGUAUAAUCACCAAAUUCUAUAGUAUAGAAUAGCCUACUAUUCUGUCUAGGAUGACCACCUUUAAAUUGCUGAAAAGGUUGGACAAAUUGUUUAAUGGUGAGAUGGACUCAGGAAAUUUAAGUGCAUAGAUAAUAACUGCAGUUUUUCAGUUUUUAUCACUUGUGAGAUAGUUAGGCAUUGUAAAAGGUGCACAAUAAGUAUUGAUUUCUUUGUGAGGAAGUAAAAAUAUAUUAUGAUAUUUUCUAUGCAAAUUUUCUCUUUUAUAUCAGUUGUUGCAAUGAUGUGUGGCACAUUCUCUAAAUGAAAUAAAUGGCUGUGUGCAGGACACCCAAAAGUGGUGCAAGUAGUGGUGACCUUAGCCCUGCCUCCCUCCUGAAGAAAAAUCUACCUACAUUAUGCUAAAUUGUACUCUUGUGAGAUUUAAGCCAUAUUAGAAUGUUGGUACUGGCGCUUGGCCUGGGCCUGCCUCCUCAAAAACAUGCCCAGAGUAAUGUUUUGUUUCAUUCACACAUGUUUGAGUAAUCCUUUAUUAUUAGUCUCUAAAGGUCAAAAUGCUCUGUUCCACCUAGUGAAUAUUUUCAAGUUAACAAAAUAGAUUUUAACUUUUGUUUAGCAGAGACUGUAAAUUCCAGAGUUUGAACUAAUGAAAAUUAUGAUUUUAGUGAAGGUGUAUGGAGUUUAAAAACACAGUUCCUGUAUUACCACAUGACAUCACAAGAAGUGUUUUCUGUUUGAGAGAAGAACUCAGCCUAAAUAUGCAGGGUUUCUGUGAAACUUCUGAGACUUAGACAAACUUUAUUGAUCCACAAGGGAAACUGUGUAAAUGCGUGACUGAAACAAAGCACAACUCCAGGUAUGUUUUUGAUAAGGAAACAACAUUAUAACAUAGACACAGAAAAUAGCGUAAUAUGGGUCCUUUAAACCCGUGUAAGUAGAG